Mus pahari (shrew mouse) is the source of this 2725-nucleotide messenger RNA. It is a transcript of the gene Ppp2r5b, whose product is annotated as protein phosphatase 2 regulatory subunit B'beta. NCBI's taxonomy places the organism in Eukaryota, Metazoa, Chordata, Mammalia, Rodentia, Muridae. Gene Ontology annotation, molecular function: protein phosphatase activator activity. The coding region runs from base 613 to 2106 and encodes 497 amino acids. Gene Ontology annotation, cellular component: nucleus; cytosol; protein phosphatase type 2A complex. The transcript is spliced from 14 exons. The record is from RefSeq and is a predicted model, not a curated record. Gene Ontology annotation, biological process: signal transduction; protein dephosphorylation.
GGGAGGUGACUUGAUGUCAUCCUGAGCAGCUGGGCGGCGGGUGCCGGUGCGCAGCGAGCCGGGGCUCCCGCUGCGCUGCACCGCGCUGAUCUGAGUCCCGAGAUAUCUGCCGAGGGUCGCGUGCUGCCGGGGCCCAGCCCAGAGCCCACCGAGUGCCCGACCCCUUUUGGGGCUGAGCUGGGGGCAUGCUCCAGCACCCCCAGAGUCUGGGAGAGAACCCAGGAGCGCCGCCGCCCAGCCCCAGCGCCCCGAGCGGCGGAACCACCACUAAGGACCCUUGAACCGUCGUCCCCUCCACCGAGGCAACCUCCAGGGUCGGCGUCCAAAGUCUGGAUUUCUGAGAAAAGAGCCAGCGUGGGAACCCUGACUGGAACUCUUCUGGACCCCCAGGAAAGACCUGAGCCAUUGCCUUUCUACCUUACCUGCCCCCCCAGGACUGGGCAGUUGCCAGAGGCCCUGGGGGGGGGUCAGGACUGUGGUCGUGCCUCCCCUGCCCCCCCCAACACGCUGGACAGGAUGGGUCCCAGUUAGUGUGUGUGGCCUCAUUCAGCUUACUCCAGACCCACAAGGAGCCCCCUGGGCUCUGAAAGAUUGACGUGUUGUCCACUGGCCAUGGAGACGAAGCUGCCCCCUGCGAGCACCCCCACAAGCCCCUCCUCCCCAGGGCUGUCUCCAGUGCCACCACCAGACAAGGUGGAUGGCUUCUCCCGCAGGUCCCUGCGCAGGGCCCGUCCCCGUCGCUCACACAGCUCUUCUCAGUUCCGCUAUCAGAGCAACCAGCAAGAGCUCACUCCACUGCCCCUGCUCAAAGAUGUGCCGGCCUCUGAGUUGCAUGAGUUGCUGAGCCGGAAACUGGCCCAAUGUGGGGUGAUGUUUGACUUCUUGGACUGUGUGGCUGACCUCAAGGGGAAGGAGGUGAAGCGUGCAGCCCUCAAUGAACUGGUGGAAUGUGUGGGGAGCACCCGGGGGGUGCUCAUCGAGCCUGUCUACCCAGACAUCAUCCGCAUGAUAUCAGUAAAUAUCUUCCGGACUCUGCCACCCAGCGAGAACCCUGAAUUUGACCCUGAAGAAGAUGAGCCCAACCUUGAGCCCUCGUGGCCACAUCUGCAGCUGGUAUAUGAGUUUUUCCUGCGUUUCUUGGAGAGUCCAGAUUUCCAGCCCUCUGUGGCCAAGAGAUACGUGGAUCAAAAGUUUGUCCUAAUGCUCCUGGAGCUAUUUGACAGCGAGGACCCCCGGGAACGUGAGUACCUCAAGACCAUCUUGCAUCGGGUGUACGGCAAGUUCCUGGGUCUCCGGGCCUACAUCCGCAAACAGUGCAACCACAUCUUCCUCCGGUUCAUCUACGAGCUGGAGCACUUCAAUGGUGUGGCUGAGCUCUUAGAGAUCUUAGGAAGCAUCAUCAAUGGCUUUGCGCUGCCCCUGAAGACUGAGCACAAGCAGUUCCUGGUUCGAGUCCUGAUCCCCUUGCACUCUGUCAAGUCACUGUCUGUUUUUCACGCUCAGCUGGCGUACUGUGUGGUGCAGUUCCUGGAGAAGGAUGCAACCUUGACAGAGCAUGUUAUCCGGGGGCUCCUCAAAUACUGGCCUAAAACCUGCACCCAGAAGGAGGUGAUGUUCCUGGGGGAGAUGGAAGAGAUUCUUGAUGUCAUCGAGCCCUCCCAGUUUGUGAAGAUCCAGGAGCCCCUCUUCAAGCAGGUGGCUCGCUGUGUCUCCAGCCCCCAUUUCCAGGUUGCAGAGCGGGCUCUGUAUUUCUGGAACAAUGAGUACAUCCUGAGCCUCAUUGAGGACAACUGCCACACUGUGCUGCCUGCGGUAUUUGGGACCCUCUACCAAGUGUCCAAGGAGCACUGGAAUCAAACCAUCGUGUCCCUGAUCUACAACGUGCUCAAGACUUUCAUGGAGAUGAAUGGAAAGCUGUUUGACGAGCUCACAGCCUCCUACAAGCUGGACAAACAGCAGGAGCAGCAGAAGGCCCAGGAGCGGCAGGAGCUAUGGCGAGGCUUGGAGGAACUGCGGCUACGCCGGCUACAGGGAACCCAAGGGGCCAAGGAAGCCCCUGUCCCACGGCCUACGCCCCAGGUGGCUGCCAGUGGGGGCCAGAGCUAGAUACAUCUAGAACAGGAGAAGCUAAACCCAGAGCUAUCAGCCCCUCCAUCCCUCUGCCCAGGGGCCCAGUGAGGCCCACGCCUCCCCGUGGCCUUGCCGGAGUGGCUCUAAGACUCCCUACCAGCCCCGUGGGAACAGCUUUCAUGGAGGGGAGACAAGAAGGCGAGGUGGUAGUCUUGGCAGCAGUACUCGCAGGCCUUUGUGGCAAGAUUCUGGCCAGACUAGACCAGGGCAAGUAUGUGACUGGGAAGCUGCCAUCAGGGAUCCUCCCCUGCCCUACACAGCCAGGCUCCAGGCGGCAGUUGGGCCUCUACCCCUGCUCCCGGCCUGGGGCAUAGACACUCAGCUCCUGGCCAGGGCCGUCCUCAUCCCCACCAUGGGGGCACAGUCUAUUUAUUCUGGCCAGCUCACCCUCAACAAGACAUUGUCCAGGGACAGCCUCCUUUCCUCUCCGUUGCCCUGAACUUCCUUAUCCCCUUUUUAUUUAUUGGGCAGGGGGAGGGGUGAGGGCACAGGCAAGAAGAUUCACAUUGUCCUGGGGUGAGGGGGGGGUCACAGUAAUCAUGGUCUGCCCCCUUCACCUGGCUAGGGGGCAGACUUAAUAAAGAGCGAAACUCAA